Phascolarctos cinereus (koala) is the source of this 2706-nucleotide messenger RNA. The record is from RefSeq and is a predicted model, not a curated record. NCBI's taxonomy places the organism in Eukaryota, Metazoa, Chordata, Mammalia, Diprotodontia, Phascolarctidae.
AUGGCAACUUCAUCACAAGAAGUUUUACUGAUGGUAAAGAAGAUGUCUCAGAGGAAGCAGGAUGGGGCCCUGCACCUCAUGGCAGAAAAGAGAGCUUGGGCACCUGAAGGCAAAGACAGCAGCUUUACAAUCAGCUCCAAGUACUCUGAUACUGAAAGCCAGAAAAUUAGUCCACUAAGAAAAACUACCACGGAAUGGCAAGGGAGGGAUAGAGGAAAACAUAAGAAGAGACAGCAAGAAAGAGAUUCUGAUGGGAGAAAGUACAGAAACUCUCCUUCACCAGGCAGAAGGAGGACAGAAGGAGCAACCACUCAGAGCUCAUCUGCUCAGGACGAGACCCAGACAAAGAAGAAGAAAGUCCACUUGGAUCCACUCCUCCUCCUCAGAGGUACUGCUUAUAUUCCUCCUGCAAAGCUCAGGAGGAUGCAAGAACAGAUUACUGAUAAAAACAGCUUAGAGUACCAAAGGAUGAGCUGGGAGGCCUUGAAGAAGUCCAUCAAUGGUCUUAUCAAUAAAGUGACCAUUUCUAACAUGGGGAUUAUCAUUCAAGAACUCCUUCAAGAAAAUAUAGUUAGGGGAAGGGGAUUGCUGGCUCGAUCUCUUUUGCAAGCACAAAGGGCAUCUCCAAUCUUUACUCAUGUCUAUGCAGCCCUUGUGGCAAUCAUCAACUCCAAGUUCCCCAACAUUGGAGAACUGAUCCUAAAGAGGCUAAUUGUCAAUUUUAGAAAAGGCUACAGAAGAAAUGAGAAACAGCUCUGUCUAACUGCUGUGAAAUUUGUGGCACACCUUAUGAACCAGAAUGUGGCACAUGAAGUUUUAUGUUUAGAGAUGCUCACCUUACUUCUUGAAAGACCAACAGAUGCUAGUGUGGAAGUAGCCAUUGGAUUUCUUAAAGAGUGUGGCCUGAAAUUAACAGAAGUAUCACCCAGGGGGAUGAAUGCUAUAUUUGAACGCCUUGGCAACAUUCUCCAUGAAUCUGAAAUUGACAGACGGGUUCAGUAUAUGAUUGAAGUGAUGUUUGCAGUAAGGAAGGAUGGAUUCAAGGACCACCCUGUUAUUUUGGAAGGCCUUGAUCUAGUGGAGGAAGAAGACCAGUUCACUCAUCUGCUUCCAUUGGAAGAUGACUAUAAUCCAGAGGAUGUACUUAAUAUCUUCAAGAUGGAUGCUAAUUUUAUGGAAAAUGAAGAGAAAUACAAAAUGAUUAAGAAAGAAAUCCUUGAUGAAGGUGACAGUGAUUCAGACACAGACCAAGAUACUAGAAGCAGUGAAGAUGAGGAGGAGGAAGAAGAGGGAGGUAAAGAUAAAGAAGGACAAAAAGUGACUAUCCUUGACCAAACAGAAACCAGCCUGGUGUCAUUUCGUAGAACAGUUUAUCUCACUAUUCAGUCAAGUUUAGGUGUUGAAGAAUGCACCCACAAAUUACUGAAAAUGGAGUUCCCUGACAGCCAAAGGAAAGAACUUUGCAACAUGAUGCUUGACUGCUGUGCCCAACAGAGGACAUAUGAGAAAUUUUUUGGCUUGUUGGCAGGGCAUUUCUGCAUGCUGCAAAAGGAAUACAUGGAAUGCUUUGAGGAUCUUUUCAAGGAACAAUAUUACACAGUGCACCGCUUGGAAAUCAACCAAUUACGCAAUGUUGCCAAGAUGUUUGCUCAUCUCUUGUGUACUGAUUCACUUCCAUGGAGUCUUCUGAAAUGUAUAACAUUGAGUGAAGAAACUACUACAUCUUCCAGCAGAAUUUUUGUAAAAAUAUUGUUUCAAGAACUUUGUGAAUACAUGGGACUUCCUCAACUUCAUGCAAGACUGAAGGAUGAAACAUUGCAGCCAUUCUUUGAAGGGUUAUUCCCCAGAGACAAUCCAAGAAACACUCGGUUUGCCAUCAACUUCUUUACUUCCAUAGGUCUGGGAGGCUUAACAGAGGAAUUACGAGAACAUCUGAAAAAGGCACCCAAGAUCUUCUUAGCCAAGGAUGUUGAGUCCUCAGAUUCCUCCUCCUCCUCCUCUACCUCUUCAGACUCUUACUCCUCAGACUCUGAUUCUGACAGCAGCAGUGAUAGCAGCUCAGACUCAUCCACUGGCAGUGACUCCUCAUCCACAAGUGGCCAUAGCUCUGACUCAGAUAAAGAUAAAAGGGAAAAAGAACAAAGAAAAAAUAAAGAAACAGAUAAAACAGUUAAGAAAAAGAGAACAGGUGAAAAGAAACAUGAGGAUAAUAAAAUGGAAACAAAGAGACUUUUGCAGAACACUGAGGAACAUAGCCAGUGUGCCAGGUGCAAGGAAGGGCUCAAGCUGUUUUGUGAAGAUGACCAGACACCCCUCUGUCUGAGAUGUUCCCAAAGCCCAGAGCAUGGGGCUCACAAGCUCUCUUCUGUAGAGGAGGCUGCUCACAACUGCAGGGAGAAGCUCCAGCACAUUCAGAGUGACUUGGGCAAGCAUCUGGAGGAAGCUGAGAAACUUCCUGAUGAGGAGGAGACACCUGCUGUUGACUGGCAUUGGACGAUCUCGGGAAAAUAUAACAAACUUCACCACUUCCUCCUGUUGGAAGAAGCCAUAUGUCUUGAAAGGAUAAAGGAAGAGGAGAAGGCAAGCCAGGACAGACUCUCCCAGCAUGCAAAGCCUUUAGGACCUCAUGCUAGGGCUGCAGGAAGCAGGCCACCAACCCAAUGUGCAUCUGCUACAGGAAGUCAAGAAGUUGCUGGGAAGGACUGA